This is a messenger RNA of Alternaria postmessia, 1383 nucleotides long. RefSeq lists its product as uncharacterized. The transcript is spliced from 2 exons. NCBI's taxonomy places the organism in Eukaryota, Fungi, Ascomycota, Dothideomycetes, Pleosporales, Pleosporaceae. The record is from RefSeq and is a predicted model, not a curated record. Bases 1 to 1383 code for a protein of 460 amino acids.
AUGGUGACAUUGCUACGUCCUCGCUCAGGUAUUUUGAGUCACGUUCGGGAACUGACUGUCCAUGGAACAAAAAAGGGAGAAGAUCGGUUGAAAUUAGUCAUUGCAGCCAUUCUUCAAGAUAGGGUUCGUGGUUUCUGGACGUUCAUCAAUCUGGACAGCCUGACAUGGUGCCUUCUACUACUGUCUCAGCGUAACAUCCGAUGGAUGUGGCAUUCCCCGUGGCCCACUAGUCCUGGCUAUUUCGAAUCGUCUGAGCUCGACUCUGAAGAGCACCAAGAAUCGAUAGAUUCACUAUUGCCUGAGGUCUCAUCGAUCGGGUUGGAGGUACAAGCAAGCGGAGCCUCGAAUGAGUGCGUGCUCAACAGCAUCAAGUCCAUCUCUCGCUGUUGUCCGAAGAUAACAGCUCUUACGCUGUCCAAAAACCUCGAUUCAAUUUCCGAAGAGUCUGAAACCUCUUUGUCCGCGCUGUUGAACCACCUAAACGAAGCUCCACUGUUCUCCAACCUUACAAAACUACGACUCUGCUCGCUGGACAUUGCGACGCCGGGAGACCAAACGCUAUGCAAGAACUUCAAUAUAUCUCAGUUGCGUAUACUUCACAUAAUAGAGUGCGACUACCUCAUUCCUUUCCUAGAAGAAUUAUCUUCAUUCUAUAUCGACUGUACCGGUAGAUUGAACGAGCUCAUAAUCCUCCUUCCUGAAGACCUAGCUCAGCCGCUGGGAACCUAUCAAGCCAUGGAAAGACUGCUCAGGAUUUGCCCCAAACUCCAGAUUCUCUAUAUAGACUUCGAAGGGUACGGGCCCGUUGCCAAAGAUUGUAUCUUGGCUCACUGUCAGACGCUCAUCUCGCUUCAGAUAACCUUUGGAGAGGACGAAUGGGACAAUACCUUUACUGAAUACAUGACAUCCAUUUCGGGAGCUUGUACCAAAUUGGAUAGGCUGGCGAUCGACAUGCCGAAUUUGGAUGCGCAUGCACAUGAUAUUCCAGGUUUCAAAGCUGAUUUCCAGACUGUGAUCUCCAAAACUACGACUAUACGGGCUUUCCGAAUUUUCACUGUAACUAAGCAUGCCGAUGACGAAGAUUUACUCUUAAUGCGGCAUGAGACUCUUCGUCAGGUACUGAUGCAGAACCUUGCCAACCAAAUUAUGCGAUUCAUGGCUAAGCAAGGAUCCAACCUGAAGAUUCUUAGUUUCAAACCUGCGCAGGUGAACGAGGAACUCCCAGGUCAAGAGCUUGUCAGGGAUGGAAAUGGCCACCGAUGGCCGGAAUAUCAUUACUGCCGUGGCCAUGCGACCGACAUUACAGGCACAAAUGUCGUGAUUGCGCAUCCUUCGAGAAACAUAGCACUGGAGUUCCCAGGUCUUGCAGAGUUCUUCUAUUAA